This is a messenger RNA of Acanthochromis polyacanthus (spiny chromis), 7291 nucleotides long. It is a transcript of the gene lpp, whose product is annotated as LIM domain containing preferred translocation partner in lipoma. The record is from RefSeq and is a predicted model, not a curated record. The coding region runs from base 371 to 2086 and encodes 571 amino acids. NCBI's taxonomy places the organism in Eukaryota, Metazoa, Chordata, Actinopteri, Pomacentridae. Gene Ontology annotation, cellular component: stress fiber; focal adhesion. Gene Ontology annotation, biological process: cell-cell adhesion. The transcript is spliced from 12 exons.
GUGUGAACAGACAGGCAGGUUUUGUGCUAACGGGACUCUCUGGGGGUUUCUGUUUUUAGCCCGGCGGUCUGCUGGUGAGCAAUGCGGAAGACACACUGUCACCGGAGAAACACGACAGACAGCCCCCCGUCUGCACCGAAAUGUGUUUUGCUUCAGUGUUCUCUUACAGGAGUCCGUGUUAGCUAGUUUUGGCGUCGACGUUACCGUUAGUGGACGCUGCUUGUUAGCGACGGAUUCGCCACGUUGUUUAAAGAUUGCAGCAUACAGCGUAAAGCUUCAACUGUGAUCCAGAACUUCCAGAGACCCAAAGAGGAGGAACGGUGUCUGAUCCUGUCGUCCCCACCAUCAGUUAGUGUCAACAUUUGGAACCAUGUGGAAUCCAGCGAACGGCAACGACCAGUUGGGACAAGUGACUGCCAGGAUGGAGACCACACCGUCUAUGGGCAGUGCGAGCAUCUCCAUCUCCCAGCAGCAGACACCCAAGAAAUUUGCUCCUGUGGUCGCACCCAAGCCCAAGUUCAACCCUUACAAACAGCUGGGGGAUGCCAGCCAUUCUGACCCUGCAGCGGACUACCCUCCCCCUCCACCACCUGCCGAAGACUCAGCCGGUUUCCCAUCUUCGCCCGGUUCCUUCCCUCCUCCACCGCCGGUGAACUCGUACGAUUAUCAGACGAAAGGACCAGAGAAAACCCUGGAAGAGAGACGCUCCAGCCUGGAUGCAGAGAUCGACUCCCUCACCAGCAUCUUGGCAGACUUGGAGAGCAGCUCGCCUUACAAGCCACGAACCACACAAAAUUCUGGAUCCUCGGCAGGCUCCACCCCCAACGCUCCAGUGACUGGUUACAAGCGUAUGGUCAUUCCAACUCAACCACCUCUGACUGCCACUAAGAAGUCUACACCCAAACCUCAGGGCCCUGGGGGAGUCUCGUCUAUCCCGCCUUCCUCUGUCAGCCCGGUGGCCAAGCCUCAAAGCCACAUGGCUCCUCAGCCUGUUCCAGCCUCCUACGCUACAGCAUCAACCCCAAGUCAACCCACCUUCAAUGUCCAGGUGAGGUCGGCCCAACCCGGCCCCCAGCAUCAAGCCCCAGGUGGGCAUCACUUUGGCCAGCAGCCCAUUCGCAGCCCAGCACAGGUGCAGUACAUGCCUGCCCAGCCCAAAGGUCCAGACUUUGCUUACGGACCGCCGCAGCCUGGUUUCUCCCCGAUGACACAGGGUGGAUAUCAAGACCAGCACCAUCCAGGAGGACCCCAAAUAGGGGGGAUGAGUUCCAGAAGACCUGAGCCUGUCCCGGCUCAAGCAUAUCAGCCUCCAGGCCCUAAGAAAACCUACAUCACAGAUGUGCCACCAAGCUUGACCCCUUACAGUUCUGGACCUGUUGUUCCACCAAAGGGCAGUGCUCCCGUUGCUCACCCUGAAGAUGAGCUGGAACGCCUGACCAAGAAGAUGCUGUUUGACAUGGACAACCCUCCAUCUGAGGAGUAUUUUGGGCGCUGUGCCAGCUGUGGAGAGAACGUCGUGGGUGAAGGCACCGGCUGCACCGCCAUGGACCAGGUCUUCCAUGUCGACUGCUUCGUCUGCAUGACCUGCAGCACCAAGCUGCGGGGCAAGCCCUUCUACGCUGUGGAGAAGAAGGCGUACUGCGAGCCGUGCUAUAUUAACACCCUGGAGACCUGCACCAUCUGCAGUAAGCCCAUCAUGGAGCGCAUCCUGCGGGCCACAGGAAAGGCCUACCAUCCUCACUGCUUCACCUGCGUGGUUUGUCACCGCAGCCUGGACGGCAUCCCGUUCACCGUGGACGCCUCCAACCACAUCCACUGCAUCGAGGACUUCCACAAGAAGUUUGCUCCACGCUGCUGCGUUUGCUCUGAGCCCAUCAUGCCGGCACCUGGUCAGGAAGAAACUGUUCGUAUUGUGGCUCUGGACCGUGACUUCCACGUGCAGUGUUACCGCUGCGAGGACUGUGGCUCUCUGCUCUCAGAGGGGGAUAACCAGGGCUGCUACCCGCUGGACGGACACGUCCUCUGCAAAAACUGUAACACCAGCCGCAUCCAGGCCCUCACCGCCAAGGCCACCACGGACCUCUGAACAGCCGGUCACCUCCACUGUGAUAACCCAGUGCUCGCUCUGUCUCUCUCUGUAUUCCUCUGCAAACAUACACAUACCCAUCCACAGACGCCUGCAUUCCUCUGCAUAAACAUAUAAUCCCUCUAUAUACACUAUAUAAAUACAUAUAUCUCCACCUUCAGUUACAAGAAGUAGCCUGACAUCCACCCGCGUUCAUGUAACUAUCGACUCGGUACAGUCACUGCAGACGAAGCUGCGUGUUAUUUAACUGUAUUUUUUAAAAGGAAUAGUUCGACAUUUUGGCAAGUUCCAUCCUUUCUGGCAAGAAGGGACUCUCUUGUCUGUACGCUACAAAAAAAGGUAACAAAAUCUGCACCUCUAAAGCUCACUGAAACAUAUUCACUUAUAUAUCAUAUCUCUUUAUUGCAAACAUGCCAAUGUAACUGGCUCACUCUCAGCCACAAAGCAUUGAAGCACAUUUCCUAAAGUGUUGAACUGUUGUUUUAAAUAAUCACUCCAGAUCCAUCAUAUAGCAACAUACAUUAAUAUCUUUAGUUAUCAUCACUGUGCAUGUUUCAGCCAUCCAUGCAUGCACCCACAUGCUCCUCGCUGAUCUAAAAUGUCCACUAGAACAUGCAGAAAUGUUUGACGCCUCUCUCCUGCAGGUGAAAUGAUGGAUGGUUGUGUGUGACUUUGAGAAAACCCAUGUGUUGUCUCCAACAUGCCUUUUAUUCCGUAGUACAGAUCCACAUACGGUACACAAACAGGGAUAAAAUUACACACCGAACACACCAUAAUUGCAAAACAGUUCUGCAUAACCGAACACCAAAGAAUUGAAUUUAAACUGCCAUAUUUCCUGUGCAUUUGCUUUGUAUGCAGCUAUAUAAAAACAUUAUUUACAGUGUGCUGAUUGGAACCGCAGGCACUACAAACAGUAAUUCCUGCUGUCAAGAACAAAACAGGCAGCUGCUGGAUGAAAUUCCCUUUUUAUAACACAUUAUUUUCUUCGUAUUUUCCGGUUGAAUUUUCUUUGAUGUGUACGGUAAGUUAUUUUCCGUUGGCCUCACCAGUACAAUCAUGUGAGCCUGUUCAUAUAAAUAUGGCCUUAUAUUUGAAAUUAGUUCUAUAUUUUUUCAGCAGAUGAGUAUGUAACGUCCCCCCCAUCCACCGCGCCGUAGAUUAGAUCAGUGCUUGUACUGUAAGUAGUCUGGCAGAGAUAAGGAAUAUUACACGGCUAUGCAAUUUUUAAUGCUAAUUGCAUCGACACUUUAUAAGAAAUUUUAUGAAUAAGGAAAUAUUUUACGUGUACAGAUGCAAGAAUAAGUGUCCUUAUAGUAACCCUUUAAUCAAAACUGUACUGUGUGACUUUGUGUGUCCCUGUGCUGUCUGUCAGUAUUGACUGUGCCACUGACACUCAUCUUUUAUGUUUAGUGUUUGUUUAAAGUUGAUGGGCCAAGAAGGGACCAUGAGAGUUUCCCAAAAAUUAUUUUAUUAUUAAAUCUGAGAGUUGUGGACCAGUAGUUGAAUAAUUUAACCUAAUAGUUCAGCGUAAUUACUGCAGCAGUACGAAUAGUACAACUUUCAACAGCGAGUUAAAGGCACCCUGUGGAGUUUUUCACCGCUAGUGGCUCUAUGGAGCGGUUGUUCAUGUGCCGUCAUUUUGUUUUAUGUUGGCCCACAUGCAGAGGCGGAGCCAGUGAUGUCACCAGGUGAGGAGAAGACCCUCCCUGGAAUUUGAUUGGCCACUUCAGGUGUAGUCACCUACUAUGCCUAGAGUAGGAAGGUGUUAGGUGUACUUGUAGCAUGAGAGCAUCCGAAUGAUGUCAAAUUACCUCGAUGUAACAUCAAGAUGAUGCAAAAUGAUGACAGAGACGUGAAACUACAAUAAAUUGACAAAAACCAAAUUAUAAAGGAUGAAAAAUUAAAACAAAGAGACAUAAAAGCUAUAAAGAGAUAUACAGUGACUACAAGAAGACACAGAAGAACUACAAAGACAUACAGAAUGACUACAAAGAACUGCAAAAUGAUGACAAAAUGAAACAAAACAAAGACAUGCAUGGCUUGAGAUUCAUGCAAAAAUGAUUACAAAAAGAUACAGAAUGACUGCAACACAUGAAACGACCACAAACUGCUGGAAACAAAAUACAUAAGGACAUAAAAGAACUAAAUAUAUAUAUAAAAAAAUGCAAACAGAAAAACGUCAAAGUGAUAUGAAACGCCUAGAAAUGCAUAGAAAACUGUAAUGACAGAAAAAGACUACAAAGAUGUUCAAGAUGUCAUGGGGAAGAAGUGCAACACAUUAAAGGAGAUACGUAACUAUUGCACAGAAUUACAGGGAUCUGCAAAGAGAUUUAAAACAGACUGGAAGUGGUGCCAAAGAACUAAAAAGAGACAAAACGACAAAAUCACUGUAGAGUGAUGCAAAACAACCAAUCACAGAACGACUCCAAACCAAGUAUGUGGGCGACAUGAUGCAUGUUUUUUUUUUGCUGUUUUGCACAACUGGGAUGAUCGACAGUUUGUGGCAUUAACAUGCAACAAAGUGUAGCACAAUCUACAGGCUAAAGAAUAAGGACCUGAAAAUUCUAUGAUUGAUUUCGAGAAAAAAUUGCAUUUUGGGCGAAAACACUGAAACACAGUGUGAAUUUGUUUACAAAAAAACUCCACAGGAUACCUUUAAACAACAAAGACAAGGUGGUUAAUAAGUAUUAAGUAGUAUUUGUUUGUCAGUUUAUUAGCUGAAUUAGUUUACAUCCAGCCACUUAAUACAACGAGUAUUUCCCAAACCUGCUUCAUAGAUGUCUUGUGUGUAUGAACGGUUAUAUUAUGAUUUUAGAGAGUUCUUUUUCCUUCUCUUUACUGUUUUCCCCAAACAUGAAAUAACGGUGUUUAAUGCCAAGUGACCAUGCAAGUAUAAAAAUCUGUCAAUGCUGUAUGUGCUGUCAUCAGGACGUUCUGUUACAGCAGAUCACGUUUUGCUGUUUUAACCCAGGUAAGACUUUGUAAACAACUGUGCUAAUAAUGCUGGUGGUAAGUUAACACUAAAUGAUAAGUUGACAUCUAUCAAAACUUUGCCAGGACACAUUUUCUACAUAAAAACAGACUAAACUUGCUAUUCGAAAUGUAAAGGAGUACUUAAAGGUGAAGAGGUGACUCGCUGGCUGGACAGUUUGUGUUUGGUAGCAGACAAAACCACCAUUUACUCACUUCCAUGCCUGAAGCAGGGACGGAGCGAAGGCUGUUUCUCCAAAAGGUUAGACAACCUAAACUUCAUGUCCUCAGGAAGUUUUCCAUCAAUAUUUGGAGCCGCAUCCUUGUAGACGACCAGUUCAUCGGUCACAUACAGAAACCCAAAAGACAGCAAGACUUGUACAGUUUAGUAAGAUCCGAGUCCACCACUUGAAAUGCAAAUUUGUGAUGUGGCUUGAAGAUAUUUUAAAAUAUCUCAGUAGUGUCACAAAACUCUUUUUCCAGCUAUUCAGAGACACUAUUUACAGUCAUUUCAUGCAUCCUUCAUUGUAAAUCACAUUCAAAUCUUCUCUUUAGCCACAGAAGUUUGCUAUCUUUAUUUUAUCUCUGCUGCUUUGAAAACAGCCACACAGGACAUCACACUGGCUGCGUUAUAUCCAAGAGCAGAUCCAUCAUUUCACCCAUUUGACACUUGACUCUGUCGUCUGAUUACUGCUGGCCGAGACUCUCCAUCUGUCGUUGUCAUGUAUGUUGCUGUGCACAUAGAUGCUGCUGGGGAACCAGUUGGAACCUUACUUUAUCUCUGUGUUACAGAAUGAUCAAGACCUUUCUGACCUGCUCAGAUAAUCUGACAGCGGAGUUGAAGCUGCACUAACAAAUUCACAUUGGGCGAUGAAAACACAGUUUUUUAACAUGAUGUAACAUGCAGAAGUUUAAAAAAACUACAGUUAUUAUCAUUCCCUGCUUUAUUUCUAUUUUCCUCUAUUUUCCUCUAAAUAUUUCACAAAAUGAACAUCAUGUUGUAUUGAACGAGACUUGAAACUAGCAAUUGAAACCAUAGACCCAUAAGUUAAAUGUUUACUGAGGUAACAAAUCAAGUGAGAAAUAGGGUAAUUUUCUCACAGACUUCUAUAUAAGCAGACUUCUUCUUGCAACCAGAAGUCGCCCCCUGCUGGUUGUUUAAGACACUUUGCAGACCUGGAGGCUACGUCCAUCUUUAACAUACAGCUAUAAUAAGCAGCAGGUUUCAGUGAAAUAGUUGUGAUGAAUCUAUGCUACUCUCUGACCUGCCGCUAGCCAAUGAUCACAGUGUAACAUUCAGCUGCUGAUACUUCGUUUAGGAAGCCAAAACACAACAUAAAAUAAACGCUAAUGUAGCGCCAUAACUGCUGGAUGGCUGUUUGCUACCAUGUUAGUCGUAUCGCUGUCAAAAAUAAGAGUUGGAGGUUAUAGUUUGUUAGUAUUUAACUACAAUUUAAUGUAGAAGAUAGCCUGGUGAAGUUAGAGAAAAGCUCAGCAAGCAGAAAACAAAUGAUUUUAUUAGUGAUGAAUGACUUUGCUGGUUUUAAAACAAAAAAAUUUAAUGUUUCUGCAUUUUAUUAUUGGCUUAUUAGCACAUGUUUUGUACAAAGUGUACCCUGGUCUGGUCCAUGUGCACAGAGUUAAAUCUCUGCGUUAGGCUGUUGUUGAUGUGCCAGAGCUGUAUUAAACUCUCCUGUUGAGGGUUUUUCUGCUCCGUCUCUGGACACAUCACACAUCUUCACGGGAGCUUAUACAGUAUGAAUAUACAGCAUGAAUCCUCCGACAAAGCUUGAUGCUACAAGUGUAAACUAGACCGUUUAAUGAUUUUUUAAAAUUUGUUCUGUGUAUUUGUGUUGUCUACUGUCUUUGUUCUACCCUUGUUUGCAAAAGUGCCUUUGGCUGAGCAGUAUUGAAUCACUAUACUGCUGCUGUGUAUUUCAUAUUUCUUCGUGCCUCAAAGAUUUUGCCUCGUUUCCUUGUUGCUUUGUUUUUUUUACCAAAGUAAAUAAAGAGGAUCCCUUUUGUUUGGACCAACUCUGAAUCCACACAGUAGAUGUUUCCACCAGGUGCGGUGCUUUAGGCUGCAGCAGCUGCGUUUUAAGUGGUGUUGAGUGUGAAACUCACCUUAAAGAGCCUGAUCUGCUGUUGUUAAAGUAACUCAUCUGUUUUUGAUCUUGGGAAGGGGCACGAUGUAGUCCUGUUUUUAUUCUUUCCUCAAUAAAAGCUUUGCAAUAG